CUAUAAUGGCGGCGUAAACACUGUUCGACUAAACAUCAAAUAAUACACACUAAUUGGUAUAAAAAAAAAAUCAACUGGUCUCGGAGCAGUCAUUCUGUGCGCGAUACCUUAUCACACGUGAUAAUAAAACUGAAAAGAGCCUUACAUUUCAGUGUACUACCAGUUGUUGCACCGUUAAGGUGUUCGUUUCAAACAUGUCGAAGAACAAUCUAGAAGUUGGAAUGAGGUGCAUUAAGUAUAUGCUUCUUUGUGUUACCGCGAUAUUCGUGUUGACAUCUGCGCUAAUAAUCUCAGUGGGGACUACAAUAUACGCCAUUUACUACGAUGUCUCCUUCUUCCUGGACUACCAGCUGUUCUCGCCGGCCACUUUCAUCAUCGCGAUCGGUGUCAUCAUGCUGUUCGUGUCUCUCUUUGGUUGCAUUGGAGCUUUAAAAGAAAGCACCUGCUUGGUCAAUAUUUUUGCAGUAAUCCUAAGCCUGGUCUUGGUGCUGGAGAUCGCCGCCGCUAUCACGGCCUACACCUUGAGGUCGCAGGUAUCGGGAAUGCUCGACUCCAACCUCCGGGAGACGCUGCCCUAUUAUUACAGCAACCCUGAGGUCACCGAUUCCUUCGAUUUCAUCCAGAGCAGGUUAAACUGUUGCGGUAUUGACAGCUACCUCGACUGGGGUGAAGUUAAAGCGAACAGGACUGGUAUCGAUGUGAAGAACGUCACAGUUCCAUACUCCUGCUGCGCACAGACAAGCUACCAGGAAAUUGGAGAAGUACAGUAUGAGGAAUGCGUGAAGCUGUAUGCGAAUGGCUGCCUUCCUAGAAUCACUUAUUUGAUUUAUCAGAGCGCAGGUCUACUCGGUGCUGGUGCUAUGACCAUUGCAUUUAUUCAGGUUAUUGGGAUUGUCUUCUCAUUCUCGCUCGCCAGUUCCAUUCGCAAGACGAAAUCCGAGCGCGAACGUAGGAGAUGGGAGAUUCAGGAGCGUAUGAUCAACGCUUACACUUCGCUAAACCCUAACGAAGAGAAACAGAAACCUAUUGUCUAUGUCCCCUUCCACGGACAAACAACUGCUUAAAGUCAACAAUAUUCUGUAGCAAUAUAACACAGACUUUGUAACUUCGGAUUUUUAGAUCAUUUUGCUGUUUCUAUGGAAACACUGUCUGCACAGUUUCUGUUAUGAAAGGUUUCAAUUAAAUUGAGCGUAAGGAGAAAUGCUAUCCACGAUGUUUUAACACAUUCAGCUUGAGUAUUAAAACAUUUAUAUUUUUUUGAACUAAUUAUAUUAUCCAAUUAAUUUAUUUAUAUUAUAAAAAAAACCUUAUAAAAAUAUUCUAGUGCUUAAGCAUUGUAUGCUUUCAUUUUGGAAAUAGAUCACAAAUAAAUUCGUUAUGGACAUAGAUGUAAUAACUAUAAUGUUUUAUUUAAAUAAAUAUUUUUUUGUAUUAAAAAA
Molecule: messenger RNA, 1439 nt
Organism: Danaus plexippus (monarch butterfly)
Lineage: Eukaryota; Metazoa; Arthropoda; Insecta; Lepidoptera; Nymphalidae
Product: CD63 antigen
Exons: 5
Coding region: 195-1064 (289 amino acids)
Cellular component (GO): membrane
Source: RefSeq, a predicted model, not a curated record